UUUAAGAAACGAAAAUACGGAAGGGAACCAGCAUCAUGUGAUCAGCCAGCUCUCCACAUACCACAGAACUUCUGAUCUAAAUCAUCUUUAUUUGAGCCUCUUUCAACAGUAAUUGUUGCACUUCCAGAAAAGCACAAAGUACAAAUAAGAUUGUGUUAGCCUCAAUCCACUUCUAGUUUAUAUACAAAAUUACCAUUGCUCAUGUUUUCUCUACAGACACAGGUAUAUAAACAUUAACACUACUAAGCAUUAUUUUUUACACUUUUUUUAAAAAAAACAACAUAUUCCAAAUUUGGUCUUCAAGUAUGCAACUUUUGAACAUUAAUUCUUAGUCAUCACCCUAGUUUUGACACUUCCGGCAGCAAGUGUUGAUAAACUUCCUCUUUCUAUACAAAAAACUUUCCAUGUGAGAACAGCGGACCCUUUUAGAGCUCUUUAAUGUGCAACACCCAUUCUGACUGCUUUAGUUUUGUAACAGCAAAAUGUUAACUUAGUAUGUGAAGCCUUUUUAAUACAAGAGACAUUAUUGUACAGAAGAUAACACGCUGCAUGUGAUCAGCAGAAGGGAAAUGAACACCAACCACAUAAUCUUAAUUUUCUUCUAUGGACAAUUGUGGAGAUAACUUUCUACAGAGAUACAGAGGCCUCCAACAAACCUAUCGUCAACUAUUUUUCUGACAUAAUCAAGGAGAAUAUCUGUCAGUCUUGGACAAAAAGGAAAUACAGCUCCCAGGUUCCGGUACUAAUCAAAUGAACUUGCCAUCUUACACAAAAUUUAAGCACCAUCAGCAGCUAUCAUGACACCUCAGACCACUACAACAGAAGAAAGUGAAUCCACCGAUGGGAGCUGGAUAGCUGCACUGUUAAUCGGCAUAAUUUUGUCUGGUAUGAUGAUAGUUAUUAUUAUAAUUCUUCUGUGGAAAUGCUCAAAAAAGCCAGCUCGAGUUGAUCCAAACUGGGCAGGUCGCUCUCCAUUUGCAGAUGGAGACACACCUGAUAUCUUUGUAGAGAAUGCUAAAGAAAUGGAGCUGGUCACAAAACGUACCUCAGUUCUCUCUAUCUUGCCAUGGAAAUUUAAUAAAAACACUCCCCUGGAUGAUUCUAAAAGCUCUGAAUCAAAAGAAAGGCCUGAGAAGCCAUCCAGUUGCAUCACAAAGGAGAAGAGCAACUCAUCUACCCCUACACUAAAGAGAGACUCUGGCCCAUUAGACGCCAACAUUUCGGUUUCCUCUUCAAAUAUUAACAUUGGGCCCCCACCUCCUGUUUCAGAUGGACCGUGUGAUGUAUGCGACCCUUCACUCAACCCAAUCCUUCUGCCAUCUGAGUCACUUGAUCUGCCAUCUCUACCUGACGAAGUCCAGGAGAAUCACUGUCCCGAAAUCAGUAAAUCCCUUGAAUUUCAAUCAGAAGCACAGAGCCACUUUCCCCCUCCUCCUGACUUAAUCAAUCAAGAUACACUAAAGGGAGGCUCUGGCCCAUUAGCUGCCAAUGUUUCGGUUUCCUCUUCAAAUAUUAACAUUGGGCCCCCACCUCCUGUUUCAGAUGAACUGAGUUAUGUAUGUGACCCUCCACUCAACCCAAUCCUUCCCCCACCUGAGUCACUUGAUCUGCCACCUCCACCUGACUGGCUUAAUGAAGGCCAGGAGAAUCACUGUCCCGAAAUCAGCAAAUCCCUUGAAUUUCAAUCAGAAGCACAGAGCCACUUUCCUCCUCCUCCCGACUUAACCCAGCAAGAUGUAAAUUAACCAUUGCUGCCACCACCAGCAUGACCAGACCCUGGAUAGAUUGAAGGAGCCUGCUUUGCAACAUACUUCACAUCCUUCUUAAAAGUACUUUGAAACAAAUGAUUACGUGACAAGUGGAGAUAGACAAGAACUAUAUGAAGUUACAGCUUUUAU
Gopherus flavomarginatus (Mexican gopher tortoise) is the source of this 1898-nucleotide messenger RNA. RefSeq names its product ecotropic viral integration site 2B (gene EVI2B). NCBI's taxonomy places the organism in Eukaryota, Metazoa, Chordata, Testudines, Testudinidae. The record is from RefSeq and is a predicted model, not a curated record. The transcript has 2 exons. Gene Ontology annotation, biological process: regulation of stem cell division; positive regulation of neutrophil differentiation. Bases 798 to 1745 code for a protein of 315 amino acids.